AUGACUCACGAGUCCGUUUGGUACAGCCGCCCCCGCAAGUACGGCAAGGGUUCCCGUGAAUGCCGUGUUUGCGCCCACCGCGCUGGUUUGAUCCGCAAGUACGGUAUGAACAUCUGCCGUCAGUGCUUCCGUGAGAAGUCCACCGACAUCGGUUUCAACAAGGUUCGUUUCUUAUUCGCAUUCUUCGACUCGAUCGACCACGAUAAAUCAAAAAAGCCCGAGUGGAAGGAAUUCUUGUCGUGA
This is a messenger RNA of Penicillium taxi, 243 nucleotides long. RefSeq names its product 40S ribosomal protein uS14. The coding region runs from base 1 to 243 and encodes 80 amino acids. Gene Ontology annotation, molecular function: RNA binding; zinc ion binding; structural constituent of ribosome. The record is from RefSeq and is a predicted model, not a curated record. The transcript is spliced from 4 exons. Gene Ontology annotation, biological process: translation. Lineage: Eukaryota; Fungi; Ascomycota; Eurotiomycetes; Eurotiales; Aspergillaceae. Gene Ontology annotation, cellular component: cytosolic small ribosomal subunit; ribosome.